GCUGCUUGUGUUUACGUUUUUUUUUCUUUCUUUCUAUUUUUCUGCCGUUCUGCUCUUUAUGCGGGUAAUAUGUAAAUAACGAUUUGGAUAUUUUGAAUCACGGUUGUAUGUGGAAUCUGCCGGUAUAUUCGGAGAUGGUAAAUCGCUGUGUUGUGUUUGGGUGCAGCAACGUGCCCAAGUCUGGAGUUGUCCUUCACGUGUUCCCCGUGGAGAAGAAUCAACAAGAUGCGUGGGCACGAUUUGUCAAAAGGACGAGAAAGGAUUUUGAUGGUCCCACGAAAAAAACUGCCAUAUGUAGUUGUCAUUUCACUCAUGACAGCUUCCUGAAUAAGAUGCAGUACGACAUGGGGCUGUCCAAGUACCUAAAGCUGAAGACGGACGCCACCCCCAGUAUUUACCCCGAAAGUGGGCGUGCUGACCCCAGCCCACGCGUGACUUCAGCCACGAUGAAACUGGAAGUCACACAGAGCAACUGUCCUCCGUUUAAACAUGUGAGCUGUCAGACGGAUACAGAAAAUCAGAGUACAAGAUCAGUUGGCACGCAGCUCUCAACGGGAACUCUCCAGAGUGUAAAAAGUAAAGCUGUCCAGGCCAAUGUUCGGAGUCGGGAUUUGGGCGUUGGCACCACCACCUUCCCCUUGGACAAUCUACAAAUAUUUCUACAACCAACUGUAACAGAGACCUCCUCGAAGAGACCCCGUUUAGAACUUAAAGUGGAAGAGGAACAUGAUUACUCUUAAAGCAUCACUUUUUCUGUCAAGGUUUAAGAACUACCGGAUUCAAUGUGAACUUCCUGUUUGACAAUUUAAGAGUCAGCAGACCUGCCAUACCUUCUUUGCUGUGUCCCUGUAUUUUAUUUUCAGAAAUCUCAACAUGGAGAGGAGUUUCUGACAGAAAGACAAGUGUUGGGACACUUAAGAUCAAUGAUACUAUAAACAAAUCCUAGCAAUUAAAUUAUUAAUCUUUUGGCAAAUAUUUCCAUUGUGCAAAGGUUGAAGUGGUACAGUCAAAACCACUUUAAGUGUAGCUAUGAAUCACCAGACAGUGUUGGAAGUGAAAGUUCCUCCUUUUCAAGCAUCCUUUCUUAAGGCACCAAACCUUCAGCAGCACCCCUAAGUGUUUUAGUCUUUAGCAAAGGCAGGCAUUGUUUGAAAGCAGUGUACUUUAUUUUAAAAAAAAUCAGUUUUUGUUAUGCCUGCAUAGUUAUAUAAGUUUUGUAAAGUUCCCCCCAUUUUUGGAUUAGGCCCGAUUUAAAAAAAAAAACAAACAAAAGCUGUUCUUAGAGAUGGAGAACAAACUCCAGUAAAAUUUUGAAGUUGGGAAAUGAAACUUUCCCUAAAUAUCCACUUGCAACUUAGUCACUCAGCUAUAAGACACAAAGACUAUAGUACAGUUUCACUUAGAACUGUGACAAAACCAGCCUCAUGGAUUUGCAAUAAUAUUUGAUUAAAAUCCACAAAAAUAGGGAUGUCAGCCAGCUACUCUUCUAGGAGGUGGGCCGGACCAAGCGGCUGGAACUACAGAAAAGACGACGUGGACUUAGCAUCCAAGCUGCCUCCAAUUGUCCAGCAUACCACAUGCAUACUGGCUGUAAAUAUCGCUCAUGAUCACCUCGGGGGAGCGCUCACCCUGUACUAUGGCUUCAUCUUCUUGCCCUUAUCGCCAAUCUGUAUCCCAAUAAAUGGCAAGUUCCGGGCCUGGCUUGGUGAACGUUGGCUGUCUUUGGCCAAAGCAUACUCGCCACCUAGCAAGACGUGCCAGUUCUUGCACAAGCUGUACUGCCGUCAAUGAAAUUUGGCAAAAAGAAAAGAAAAUUGCUGUGGGCUCAUUUCGGCAUGCGGGCAGGGAUGAACUGUUUUUGUUUUUUUAUGGGCCUUACAGUGACUAAUGAUCAAUAGACACAAUGUCCUUUUAUCAGGACACAAUAAAUGCACAGGGUUUUUUUGUGUGAUUUGACUUUAUAGUUUCCCUCAAUUUGUAUUUGUGUUAUUUUGCAUUUCGAUCGGUUACUCUUCUUAAUGGAAUUUGACUGCAUUGAGUCCACAGCCCCAAACAGAAAAUGUCAAACUAUGGUAUUCAUUCCCAUUUCUUGAAAGAAAACUCAAGCAUUUUAUUGUAAUGUGCAGAGU
Thalassophryne amazonica is the source of this 2129-nucleotide messenger RNA. RefSeq names its product THAP domain-containing protein 10-like. The coding region runs from base 108 to 740 and encodes 210 amino acids. The record is from RefSeq and is a predicted model, not a curated record. The transcript has 3 exons. NCBI's taxonomy places the organism in Eukaryota, Metazoa, Chordata, Actinopteri, Batrachoidiformes, Batrachoididae.